CACGGAAGGAGAAGCAAAUAAACACCAACCAGAACUUUACUUCUACUGUUGACGUUUUGAGAAUGUGCAAGAAGUUGAAGAUUUUCAUGAGAAAGCUACAAAGUAGAUUCUCCAAAAGGGUAGGGAAUUGUGGUGAGUUCGAGGUAGAGGGUAAUGCGGGUAGUAGUGCUGCAUGGAUGAUUCCAAGUGAUGUGAAGGAAGGGCACGUAGCGGUGAUUGCCGUUAAAGGAGAGAGAGCUAAGAGGUUUAUUUUGGAGCUUGAAGAGUUGAACAAACCUGAGUUCAUGAGGCUGCUCGAGCAAGCAAGGGAGGAGUUCGGGUUCCAGCUCAGAGGACCUCUGACCAUUCCAUGCCAGCCGGAAGAAGUACAGAAGAUUCUACAAGGAGGUAGAGAGUAUUGAUUUUAGAUUGUAGAGAAACAAUGUUAGUUGAAAUUCUUUUCCUACAAGAAUUUACCAUUCUUUCUCUUAUUCACCGUUCUGGUGAUUGUUCAUUUUUUUCCUCUCAACACUUAUUUGAAUGUAAGAGGUUUUCGUAAGAAGCUAGCUUGAUAUUACCACCAAUAUUACAGCUUCAAUGGAUGCAUAACAUUUUCUCCCUAGAUUAAGCAAUUUUUCUAUUGCAGGCAGUACAAAACUAAACUAGUACUAAUAAUCAUGUCCGAGUUAUUUAUUAGUCACUAUUACAGUUUUUAGCAAGCAUUGGAGACCACACAGUACUAAAUACCAAAUACAAAGAACCGGAAGGUGGUAAUGGUGAUCAUAUCAACAGAUUCUAGUUCUGAGCUUAAAAGACAGAGUUUCUAAUCUUUCAAUAAUGAUAUAAGAGAUUUAACCAGAGGAGUUUAAAGAGUGAAGAGUUGAGUGAUU
Messenger RNA from Camelina sativa (false flax), 869 nucleotides. RefSeq names its product auxin-induced protein X15-like. Lineage: Eukaryota; Viridiplantae; Streptophyta; Magnoliopsida; Brassicales; Brassicaceae. Gene Ontology annotation, biological process: response to auxin. The record is from RefSeq and is a predicted model, not a curated record.